Molecule: messenger RNA, 3240 nt
Organism: Sitodiplosis mosellana (orange wheat blossom midge)
Lineage: Eukaryota; Metazoa; Arthropoda; Insecta; Diptera; Cecidomyiidae
Gene: lig
Product: protein lingerer
Cellular component (GO): cytoplasm; nucleus
Molecular function (GO): protein binding
Source: RefSeq, a predicted model, not a curated record
GUUCAAAGCCACGAACAAAACGCUAUUCUUUGAAUGUACAACCAAUUUUUAUUCAUUACAAAGUUCUAGCGCAUGCAGCUACUUGUAAAUACAGUGUACAUAGCGAUGAGCACACAAACCAGAUCGAGCGGCGGAAGUCGCAAUCAAACUAAUAAGAAAAACACAUCAACCACAGGUGGUGGCGGUGGUAAUGAGACCAAUUUCCAGAAGAAAUCAGAUCACGCCAAAACAGACAAAGAGAAACCACAGCUCCAUGUAAAAGCGCCAACCGCUGAACAGAUUCGUAUUGCUCAAAUCACAGAGAUUAGCACCGGUUCAGAUGAUCCAAAAAUGCGCGAAAAAGUGGCCAACCUUAUGGAAACCACUCAGCGCACGGAAGAAGAGGUCUGUUGUGCAUUAUACGAAUGUGACAACGAUCUUGAUCGAGCAGUCAUAUUUCUGUUCGAAACGCUUCCAGUCGGUGCGUUUGAAACAUCAUCAAAAAAGAAAAAGAAUCGUUUAGCCGGGUCUGGUGACGCUGCAGCUACUGAUGGCGAGUGGAACGAGAACAAUAAUGCCGGUAGCAGUGGCUCAAAUAACAAUCCGAACAACAACACCGAUUACCAGAAACCUCGUACUCGUGGUAAUGUUCGCGUUGGACGUGGUAAUUCAGACAGUCGCGGUUGGCGUGGCAGAGAAUCCCGGGAAAAUGAACGUAACGCCGGUGGUUCUGGUGAUAACAAAUUAAACCAGAACAGUGGGCCACGGAGAGGACCACCAAAUAGUUUCCGAAACGGUGGUUUUGGUGCCGGCAGAGGAGGCCGCUCUGGAGGUCGCUUAGGGCCGAGAAGUUCACGAGAUCAAAAUCGUGGCAACUACUUUAGAUCUCAAGAUGAAAAUGAGACAGCCGUUGAUACGUGGGACAACAAUAUAGCAUUGAAUGCUGCCGAACAAACAAAAUCGGAUGACACGUGGGGUGAUUGGGAUAAUGAGGAAUAUACUGGUUCUUUGGCUGAUACCAAAGUAUUUACACCGAGUACAGUACAAAACCAAACAUUAUCACAUGCCGAACAGUUGUCCGCACCACCGGGCUUGGAGCAGCAAAUUCUCAGUCCACCGUCUCAGUUGAACGACGAUUUGGUUCAGCAAUACAGUACGAACACUGUAUCAAGCACACCAUCGGCUGUGUCUGUGGGCAAUAACAACAGCAAUCAGGUGCAAUAUUCGGAUCUUCACGUUCAAUCGUCCACGAAUGCAUCGCAUCUACGACCAGCCAUGGAUAUACCAUUGAACUCGUCCUCAUUGUCUGCCGAACAGUCUCAGUAUUUCAAUUCGCUAUCGUCUCAGCCGGUCAGUGCUGUGCAGUAUUCGUCGCCAUAUGCCUAUAAAUCGAACAUCAACGACGCUGAUCAAGUAGUUGCAGGCCAACCACAAAUCCAACCGGUUGCUAAUCGUAAUAGCAAACGGGCGCGUGUACCACCUCCAUCGAAAAUUCCAUCAUCGGCUGUGGAAAUGCCAGAUACGCUCAGUAACAUUGGAUACCUCGAUGUACAGUUUGGCGCACUCGAUUUCGGUUCCGAAGAAACGUUCGAUACAAUUUCCGAUAAAUUCCAAUCGUCAAACAUAGUUGAUAAUUCACAAAAUGUGGCCGCCACCGAUGUGUCAACCGAUUAUCAGUCGAAAUCACAGGGAUCGAACAGUCUGCAACAAUCGCAAUUGAUUUCAAAUUCAGAUGCAUUGGCCGGACAAACGGAGAAUUUGUCAACAACCGGCUAUAGCCAACGUCAAAAUAGUUCAGUUGUACAAACGCAAACGGCAUCGGCUAACACAUUGGCUAAUGCCAGCGCUGCGCUCGAACAAUUAACAAAGUCUGAUCAUUACGUAAAUCAAUCUAAUGUAAAUGCCACAUCCGUAUCCGGAAAUGGUGCAAGCACAUCGGGUACCUACCAAACAUAUACAAAUAAAUCGUCGACCGUGUAUCAGCCGUCGAAUGUUGCGCCCCAAAGUUACAACAAUUCAAAUUACGCCAACACCCAAGCUUCAAACAGUUCCAAUUAUUCGUCAUCAACAAAUACGUAUAAUUCCUAUAACCAAGGACCGGUGAAUUCGUAUCAAACGCAACAAUCCAAUCUUACUAAUAGUGUUAAUAAUACAAGUAGUGUAACGAAUGUAUCGAAUAGUGGCUCGACAUCGGUUGGAAGCACCAGCUCAGUGAAUAAUGCCAGCUCCAGUGCGAAUACCGGAUAUCUAUCAAAUCAAUAUCCGAGUAGCCAGACGUCGUCUGUGUAUCCAACACAAGCGAGUGCUUAUCAAAAUAACCAGAGUGUGUACGGAAGCAGUAGUCUAAACAACAAUAAUUCAGGGUACACGGGAAACACUAAUACAUCAACAUCGCAGUAUAGUAGCUUUAGCGGUUCAAAGUUAAAUAAAGACUCAACACCCGUAACAACCAUCUAUGACAGUACAUUGUCAAGUAGCACGCAAAGCGUUGGAGCCAACAACUCGGCCAGUAACACAAGCGGUAACAGUAAUAGCAGCUUGAGCUCACCAUCAAUCGGAUUGACAAAUACAAAGGUGACUAAUUCCACUGCUAAAAGUACUGGAGGUGGAAAUGUUGUGUCAAAUAUACCAAUGGUUAGUCAAUAUAUACCGACUGGAAUGCCAUUCUAUCAGCAGCCUGUCUAUUCCUAUGAGGAUAUUCAGAUGUUGCAACAAAGAAUCCCGCCGCAUGUGCCUGCCGGAUAUUACGAUAUCAAUUAUCAGACACCCACCAGUCUUGGUGCUUCUGGCGUACGUGAUGGCAACUUGGGCUCCGUAGCUUAUUCCACAAUGUCCGAUGGCCGAUUCGCUCGAACCGAUAAUAAUUCGAGUCCAGUUAGCAAUGUUCCUAGUACAAUGUCACAGCAAACUGGUUCCGGUGGUCCAAUGCUAAAUCUUCCGUAUGCCUAUUUCUAUGGUGCAAACAUGAUGCCUGGAAGCUUUCAGUAUGGUACACCAGCACUAUACCCGCAACAAUUAGCCACGAAUGCAUCGUCGAAUGCACAAUUCGCCAAACCAUCGUACAACAGUGCGUACGGUUCGUCUGGCUACGAUGCGCUCGGUCAAACAACACAAGACUACAAUAAGACUGCUUAUCAAGGUAGCGGUACACAGCAAUCGAAGGGGCAAAAUGUAUCAAAUCAGCCACCAAGUGGCACUGGAACAGACAUUUCGUCAUCGAUGUACGGUAACAAAAACCAUGCUGCUCUAAGCAAAGUCAAU